Molecule: messenger RNA, 662 nt
Organism: Cladocopium goreaui
Lineage: Eukaryota; Dinophyceae; Suessiales; Symbiodiniaceae
Source: the annotation of a GenBank genome assembly
AUGCCGCACGUGUUUCAGGAAAAAGCAUCGAGCCUGAGCUCCGUGUCGCCCAGCCCUCGGCUGGCGUUCGAAGUGAUCGUGCUCGAAGUAGUCAGGCACCUUCGUGUCUUGGACCUUGGGAGCGGUAGCGGUUGCAUGGCCACCUUGUUGGCUCGGCUGGUGGAGGGCCGAGGCCACGUCUUAGCCCUGGAGCAUAUCGAGGAACUGGUCCAACUGGCGGAGCGCAAUGUGGCGAAGCAUCACCAGGAGCUGGUGCCGGAGAUCCUAGAGAUGCGAUGCCAAGACGGGCGCAGUUUCGAUGGUUUCGAUGGCGGCGACGCCUUCCACCUGGUGCACUGUGGUGCAGCCUUGGAACGUGUGGAGGAUUGGCUCGUGGCCCUGCUGAUCCCCGGCGGCCGAGCGGUGGCACCGCUUGGGCCGACGGAUGCACCGCAGUGGUUGUGUAGCAUCGAUCUGUUGCAGGAUGGUUCAGUCGAGGUCACUCGACACUUGCGAGUCCUCUAUGUGCCGAUGACGUCGGAAACGCACCAGAGAAAUCGCGGAGAAGAAUGGGAUGAAGUAGUGGCAAGGUGUGUGGAGAACUCCGCGCAUCUCACCAGCUAACACAGCGCGGCCGACAGCCAUGCCGCGCAGAAACCGGUCGACCGUGGAGAGACCGAAAA